Molecule: messenger RNA, 498 nt
Organism: Dictyostelium discoideum AX4
Lineage: Eukaryota; Evosea; Eumycetozoa; Dictyosteliales; Dictyosteliaceae
Exons: 3
Coding region: 1-498 (165 amino acids)
Source: RefSeq, a predicted model, not a curated record
AUGGAAAAGGAAAUUUCAAUUGUUGUAGUAAACAAAGAAAGAGAACUUGAUGUUUUUUUGAACGUCUAUGCAAAUUCAAGUGAUCAAUUAAUUGGUGAGAAAAUUUACAAGAAAGGCGAUAUUGAAGAAUUGGUUGGUACCAAUAGUGGUCAUUAUUCAAUUAUCAUUGAUAGCAAUGGUGAAUCCGAUGACGACCAACAUCCAGUUGGUAUUGAAACCCAUUUGGUAAUAAAGAGACCAAACAUUUCCAAUGAAACUGGUUUUGGUAGUUUCGCACAUAGGAACUAUAAUUCAGAUAAAUUAAUUAAAACAGUAAAAGUUGGUAAAGCACUUUUAUUACAUACAAAAGAAUAUGUUGAGGCUGAUAAUUGUAACAAAUUUUUCAUUCUUGUUAAACAUUUUAAUGAUUUAUUUUAUAAAUUCAUUCAAGAACAAUGUAGUGGUGACAUUUACUGGGUAGAAAGAAUAAUUGCCAUAACUAUGCAAGAUUUUGCUUAG